Naegleria lovaniensis is the source of this 1335-nucleotide messenger RNA. RefSeq lists its product as uncharacterized. Bases 1 to 1335 code for a protein of 444 amino acids. Gene Ontology annotation, cellular component: endoplasmic reticulum membrane. NCBI's taxonomy places the organism in Eukaryota, Heterolobosea, Eutetramitea, Acrasida, Naegleriidae. The transcript has a single exon. The record is from RefSeq and is a predicted model, not a curated record. Gene Ontology annotation, molecular function: GTPase activator activity; protein binding; guanyl-nucleotide exchange factor activity. Gene Ontology annotation, biological process: protein secretion.
AUGAGCACAACCUCCGAGAGUUCUCUUGCUCAUGAUGAUCAUCUCAACGAGCAGACCAAUUCGGACGAUCAAAUAAUCACAAAUUCCAACUCAAACACUCAACAAGCAAAGAGUGAAAUAUCUAGUCCUUCUUCAUCAACAAGCGAUCGGGUCAACAAAAACGAAAGGGCUUCCGAAGCAAAAAAUCAAGGAAUGAUUGUACCUUGUGAAUUUGUAGUAUAUGCCACACUGUUUUUUGGAUUGGAUUUCAGUCGAGUCAUUGUUGGUGGUGGAGGAGGACAUGGAAUUCCAAACAAAAUUAUGGUAAUGAAAUUCAACUACGAAGAGAAUAGUGAUAAGGCAUUAACAGUAGAGUGUGACCAUUGCACUGAAGGUGAAGUUGUGUGGAAUUUAAAAUUUGAGAUGGUGAACAAUACUCCAUUCGUUGUGUUUACCUCUCUAGAUAAAUUACAUUUACUGAAAUACGAUUUUAAAGAAAAGAAUUUCACAGCAUUGGACUCGAAACCAUUAUUUAGCAGCAGUGAGGAGUUAGGAAAGAAAAUUUGUGAUAUUAACUCUAAUGGUUUUGUUGUAGCUAAUGAUGACAACAAUACUCUACAUGUAUUUCACAUCGAGAACGAUCAGUUAGAAUGUAUCUUUGAAAUGAAAAAUGUGACUAAAAAGAAUAUGAGUGAUUUAACAUUAGCCAACGAUGAAAACAACACUCUUGGAAUUGUUUCAGAGGAUAAAGCUAUAAGAAUUCUAAGAAUGAACAAGGACAGGCAUUAUGAAGAGGUUUUCUCAAGUAACAUUCCCAAUAUUACACAAUAUCCCAAGCAGGACGUGAAACAUUGCUUGUUUCCAAAGAAUAAUAACCCAAAUGAGCUACUUUUCUACACAUUGCAUACCUCUAGAUCAAGUCCAACCUUUGUGUCGAAUUUUAAAAUUGAGAAUGGAAUUGUCACACUAAAAUCAACAAGAGAGUUCAUGAAAAGACCUGCAACUGCUUUUUCUGUACUGAUUGGAGAUGAUGGCAAGGAAUACAUUUCAUUUGGAGUGGAUGGAGGAAUUCAAUUGUACAAGGAAGGAAAGCAUAUUGGAAAAAAGCUGAAUAUUCACAGUGAAGCCAUUACUUGCAUUGACAUUUGCAAAGAUCCUUAUCAAAAACAAAAGGACACAAGCCUCAAAAAGAAAAAACAACAUGUUCACGUGUGUAGUGGAUCCAUUGACCGCUCAAUUUCUGUGCAACAUCUGAAUGCCAACAAAAAGAUUUCAACCUCCAUUUUGACGUACCUUCUCUACAUUUUGGCUCUUGUUGUGCUGAUUCUGGCAGUUAUUUACAUUAAACUCAAAUGA